Parastagonospora nodorum SN15 is the source of this 843-nucleotide messenger RNA. RefSeq lists its product as hypothetical. The transcript has a single exon. Bases 1 to 843 code for a protein of 280 amino acids. The record is from RefSeq and is a predicted model, not a curated record. NCBI's taxonomy places the organism in Eukaryota, Fungi, Ascomycota, Dothideomycetes, Pleosporales, Phaeosphaeriaceae.
AUGGUGUAUUCCUACCUCUGCCAACCUCGCCUUUCAGAAGAGUCACGCAUCAAGUUCCACGAGCUUCACUGUGGAGACGGACAACUUCCAGACAUCCCACAUUGGCAGAGGAAAGACAUGGUUGGCCCAGAGUUUGCCCGAGAGUACACCGAGUUCUUCUACGAGACCACGGAUAUGCGUAUGAGCUUCAGAGCCAUCUCGUAUGCGCUCGCUUUCGACCCUUUCGGCAGCGGUAUAGUGCCUUCUGACUUCAUUCGGUCCUGCACGAUUGUCUUUAGGAUUGCCUACGACACUGCUGAUUCUGGGAAAGACGAGCGGACAACAGUACGGGGACAGCUUCGCGCUUUGACGAGAUUGAAGCAGCGUUCAGGUACCAUUACCUUUGAAAUUGAACUCGAUAGCAAGGAGUAUGUCAUCCGGCAAUUUGCCUAUCUCUUCCGUCAACUGGUCUUCCUUGGCCCAAUCGUUUUCGAACUGAAGGACCAAGCCUUCCACUGCAAUGUAGCAAUAGUCUCUGACAUGCGUAAGUCUACACAGGCCAGGAUCGAUGUCACUUCUUUGUGGAGCGAGCCAAAGGGAGCAUUGAUUAGCAAGCUGCACAAUUGGCACGUCUUCUGCCGUAAGUACAAGCGGAACUGCGAUGGUGAUAAAUUGGUUACUGACAGUCAGAUAGCACAGAGACGUGGAUAUGAUGCAGCCUUCCUCGAUAUGGAGCUAACUACGUUGACCAUUCCUAACCACGAGGACAUAUUAAUACGCGGUGAACUUGGCGUCUCAGAGAACGAUGCAGACCAUUCGAUACUGAAGCGCAUGUUGAGGAUCACCAUGGGCGAGGGAGAUUGA